UAGAAGGCAAGUGUGAAUCUGUUACAGCAAAGAUGCUCUAUACAGGGGACACAAAAUAAACUUCCUUCCAAAUUGCGGUACCAGACAACAAUCAUACUGCUUUACAGCCCACACAAAAAUCAUACUACUAAUUUAGAAUCAUACCCUUCUCUCCCUCCCUCUCUUUCUCUCUCUCUCUCGUUCAUUCUCAUUAUCAUCUUGAUAUAACACUACUGCAUACUUCCUCUGCUUCAAAUUCCAUACUUGUUAUUGUAUUCUAGUUUUUGCUGCAAGGGAUUUUAAUUUUUUUUUUUUCUUUUGAAUUUGAAACAUCAAAAGAAGAAAUGGGUGGAAGAGAAGUCAUAGGAAUAAACCCCAACCCUGAGUGUGCUGUCGGCGCGAGGUCUUUUUUUGUCGGCAUUGUCUGUACCCAACUAUGAUUCUCAAAUUUAUUGAUUCAAAAGUACAACCACGAGAUUGAUUGAUUUUAUUCAUUGAUUCAUUCGUUCAUUCAUUACUUAUCAGUUCUUGCAGCCCCUGAAAACUGUGUAUCUCUGCUUCCCUUUGCCUGCCUUUGUCUCUUUGACAGUUGCAACUCAAAGAAGUGGUGCUGAUUGUAACUGGGUUUAUAUUACUCUCUCUUGAUUUCAAAAUUCUUUCUGGGUGUUGGGAUUGAGUGAUAGAGAUAAAGAGACUUCAUUCUCAAUGUGGGAAUGUGGGUGAGUGUUGAUUUUGCUGAUUCUGUUAUUGGCAAAUGAAACUGAGAUUUCUGGAGAUCUGGCUGCAUUAUUUCUCUGGGAAUACAGGUUUGAUGACUUCAGAUGCUUACUUAUAAUCUAUCUUUUUGUCUUAAACAGUUUCAGUUUUGAUAGAAUUUUAUACUUUUCUCAAUGAAUUCAAGACUUUGUCAAUGAAAUCACACUGUGGACUUUGUUACCUUGCACUGGAUUUGGCUAUUUGAUCAGUUAGUUGGCAUUUGUUAAACGGGCAUUUGUUAUUAAAGUCUGUUUCUCUUGUGGUUCUCUUGUUAGUAACUUUUAUUUAAAACUACUAUUUUAACUGCUAAGCCUAUUACUAAAAGAAUGAUCACUUCCUGCACUCUUAUUGCUGUGGCUACUUGUUUCAAGUAGAUUUUAUUAGAAUGUUGCUUGCUUUUUUGUGUAGACAUUUUCUUUUUCCUUGUUUCUAUUGAAUGUUCUGUCCUCAUUGAUCAUAGUUUACCUGCUCAUGGUAUCUUUUUGAUCCAGGUUCCAUGUAUAAUAUUUUACUUUCCAGUAGUAAUUCACUGCGUUGUUGAAGUGUUUCCCAUACCAAAUGUCAAAGACUCUUGCAGCCAUAUUAGGAGGUGCUGCAGGAGUCGUGGCAUUGGUGGGGAUCAUCAUCUUUCUUAUAUGGUUCUACCUAUCUCACAAGAAGAGUGUUUCAAGAACAUCCGAGACAGGGUCUUCGGAGCCAUCUCAAGAAGGAAGGCCUGUUGGGGUUGAGUUGUCCAUUCGAGAAGCAAGGCGUUUUGAGACAGAAGAAUUAUCUCUUGCCACAAACAAUUUUAGUAAUAAAAAUUUGAUUGGGAUAGGAAAAUUUGGAGAAGUAUAUAAGGGUUUGCUUAAUGAUGGGAUGCUUGUGGCUAUCAAAAAGCGAGUUGGUGCACCUAGCCCGGAAUUUGUUGAUGAGGUGCGCUACCUUUCACCUAUUCAGCAUCGGAAUCUUGUGACUCUUUUGGGGUACUGCCAGGAAAGUAAUCUACAGUUUCUUGUAUACGAGUAUAUACCUAAUGGGAGUGUUUCCAGUCAUUUGUACGGACCUGGUCGUGUUUCGGAUGGGAAGCUAGAAUUCAAGCUUAGACUUUCAAUAGCUCUCGGUGCAGCUAAAGGUUUGGCUCAUCUUCAUUCUCAGAGUCCCCGUUUGUUACACAAGGAUUUCAAAACAGCCAAUGUUCUUGUUGAUGAAAAUUUUAUUGCGAAGGUUGCAGAUGCAGGACUUCUUAAUUUCCUGAGACAAGUUGAUGUUGCAGGUCCAUCUUCACUAGUGACAGCAGAUGAAAUAUUUCUUGCACCAGAGGUGAAAGAGUUCAGAAGAUUUUCUGACAAAAGUGAUGUGUUCAGUUUUGGCGUAUUCCUUCUGGAGUUACUACACGGACAACAAGCAACAGAAUCGCCAUCUCCAGACUCCAGCCAAAACCUUGUAGAAUGGGUUCAAAAUACUGAGGACUACAGUGUUUUUGCUGGCAUUGUUGAUCAAAGAUUGGGAACUAGCUUCACAGCUGAAGGUAUGGAGGAGUUCAUACAAUUGAUAGUCAGAUGCCUGGAACCUUCAAGCGAAAGGCGACCUGCGAUGAGUUAUGUGGUGAUGGAACUCGAUCGGAUACUCGAGAAAGAGAUGAGCUUAACAACAGUCAUGGGGGAAGGAACCCCAAUUGUGACUCUUGGAAGCCAACUAUUUAAAGCAUCAAAAUAAGAACAAAUUGAUUUGUUUCCAAAAUAUUGAGUGUGAUUUUUGUUAUACUUUUCUUUCUUCUUGUUCAUCCCUUUUUUUGAAGAAAUUCAGCUGUUUGUUAGAAGUGUAUAAAAGAACAGCUGCAUAAUUUUUUCAUUUUUUUUUUUUUUUUGUGGCAUAAAUGUAUUUGAGAUCUUGCUGUAAACCAUUAUUUGUUGUUAAUAUGAAAGUAAAGUUGAGAUUUGUGUGA
Manihot esculenta (cassava) is the source of this 2662-nucleotide messenger RNA. Its product is annotated as proline-rich receptor-like protein kinase PERK3. Gene Ontology annotation, molecular function: protein kinase activity; ATP binding. Lineage: Eukaryota; Viridiplantae; Streptophyta; Magnoliopsida; Malpighiales; Euphorbiaceae. Gene Ontology annotation, biological process: protein phosphorylation. Bases 1294 to 2433 code for a protein of 379 amino acids. The record is from RefSeq and is a predicted model, not a curated record. The transcript has 8 exons.